UCGUGACUGCGUUGAUCGAGUUCGCAACAGAGUCUCACUAACGUCGUCGUUAUCGGUGAUCGCGGAUUUCCUCUCGCUCUCCUAGUUGUACGACCGGCGUGGUUUAAUUUAUGGUGUGCGGAUCAUUUACCUUUGUAAUCGGAUGGCAUUUAAACGAUGUGUCUGAGUUGUGCGUAGACAGAAAUCGUGGGUUUUCAAGAACUGCGUUAAGAAGCAGUAGAUCAAAAAGAAGGUCAUCCAUCACCGUCGACGGUGCAUCAUCCGGAUUUCCUCUCGCGAGUCGCGAUCGCGUGGUUCGCAAAUAACCCAACCUACAGCAGGUAUCUGUCGGGCGGUCGUCCCGCGGCGGUGGUUGUUGUUAUUCUUUUUUUUUGGGUAUCUCUUGGAUCGUUUGGCUUGGGCUCGCGUGACCGGUUUCGAUGAUAACACAACAAGCGCGUGGUGGAUGUGUAUGUGAGACGAAGUACCCAAAAAUCGCUUCGACCAAGAUUGACGGCACUUAUUUAGACUAGACACAUGUUACUUAGGUGCUGGUUUGGGUGUAUCUCGUGGAAUAAAAUCGACGUCGAGUGCAGCAGUGGUGAACAACGAUCGCAGUCUAUAGUGGAUCUUUGCCGUAGAGGUGUUCAUAUCUGGGGUGCAUGGUGGUGCUGACUUGCAACGAUUCUAGAGAAGUGCAUCAAUGCAACGAUAAAAGUGAUUCGAGGGAGGUGAAUUUUAAGUAGAUCACAGCGCGACUUGAUGGGCCGUAGUGUGCUGGGCAUUAUGUGCUGCCUCGGAUAGUGAAUACGAGAAAUUCGUCACUCGAGUGCGAUUGUUCCCUACAAUAGAGCUUCGGUGUAAAUCGAGCCCUGGUGUGGUCGUUCGUUAGCGCGGGGAUUUUGUUUAUAUCGAUGCCUUUCGAUAAUCAACCGGAAUCAAUAAACGCUGCAAUUCGACGAUGAGAGUUAUUGGUCUUAAGAAAAAAAGAAGAAAAUAAUCCGGUUAUAGAACAGACAAUCUAUAAUGUGACCUGAUUUCAUUCAGAGUCCUUGACUUAUGGUGUUUACAAAUUGUGCUUAAGUUUGAUCUUCCUGUGAUAGGUUUUACGUAUGUUUAGAAAGUUUUAAUAUAUAGUACUCAGAAUAUUAUUUUUAUCAAGAAUUUACCUCGACGUUUUAGUAGAAAAUACGUUCAUUCGCGUAUAAUGUGCCGUUGUUGUCAAAGCUGUUGGGAGGAUUUUUACUGGAACUGCAUUGAAGAACGCUUCUGUUAUGACGAAACUAUAGCUAACUAUGAUCCUGAGGACGAUGAGUAUGCCACCGAAAAGAAAACCGGCAAUGGGUUCUACAACUCGGAGGAAUCGGUACAAAACAACAAUCCGAUUUGCCGACAGCCUUCCAGCAUAGGACAUCACAGCUUGAGCUCGAAAGUCCACGAGGAUGAUCUCCGCCGGGACAUUCAAACCAACGUGCCCAUGCUGGCGCCGGAGGUGAUGGCCGUGUUUGCCAACUCGCAAAUCUUCCAAGAGCAUUCCCCCCCGAAGUCCGUCACCAAGAGUCCCGCCUCGGUCAAGUUUGCCAUCUCGCCGGAUUCGUCGCCGAUAGCAGCAUCGACGGUGCAGUCGCAGGAGACGGACAAACGAGAGGAUGACUCCGACAAACUGCUGAAGCGGCUCGAAGGGUCUUACACAAACCUAAAUGGCAGCAAAUUCGGAUCCACAGCCAUUCCAGCUAUAGUGGAGGAAGUCAAUGAAGACGAGGUGGUCCUCCGGCCUCCGCGAACCCUGACUGAAGCAUCCGCGUCCUUCAGUGGAUCGACCAGCUUGAUCAACAAAAACUUAUCCCACCUGCAAGCAGGCCAGCCCUACUUCUCAACCCGUCCAGCCAGUGAGAAUGAUAUUUUUACCAUUUCAUCGGCGAGCAACUACAACGCCAUCAGCAUGACCCCCGAGGUUCCUGCCAUUUCCUUCUCCUAUCUGCCCAAGAACUAUCUGGAAACUCCAACGGUGGAGAAAUAUCGCGAGUCGGUCAGCUUGUAUUCCAUCCAAACCGCUGGCAUCCUUUCCGCCAAGGAGGAUCUUUCGAUGCCGCGGUACUACGGAAAAUCGGAUCUGAUCAUGAAUAGUGCCGGCCAAAUCAAGGGCAGCCGGAACCUUUCCGAAUCCAGCAUGACUGGGUCGAGCACUCCGGUGUCCAGCAAUUCGGUCCGACACUUGGAGAAGAGCAAGCGACUUCAGAACAUUCGAACCGGUUUGCCCCCAUUGAACCUGCAGCUGAUCAGAGGAAGCUCGAGCUCCAAUUUGAAGGAAAGGGAAAAGGAGGCACGCGAGAAGGAGAAGCAAAGAGCUAAAAGACAGUAUUAAAUUGUAGAUAUUAGGGAAAAUACUUAAAUCGAUUUCAGUGCCAGCCGCAGUAUACUAAUUGAUAUUUUAAAAGGUGGUGGAUAUUUUCAUACGGUAACUCUAGUUGUAAUUUUGAUCACUUAAAAAAAAGUUUUAUAUUCUAUGAGAACCUGAGGAAACGUAGUGUGCCAACGCAGAUUUUAUUGAAUAGACAUGUUAUUGAUUAUGGCUAAUAUAAAAUAAAUCAUCCGAAAAAUCCUUGACAA
Molecule: messenger RNA, 2589 nt
Organism: Armigeres subalbatus
Lineage: Eukaryota; Metazoa; Arthropoda; Insecta; Diptera; Culicidae
Exons: 7
Coding region: 1187-2344 (385 amino acids)
Source: RefSeq, a predicted model, not a curated record